AUGCCAAUACUCCCUACGACGGCUCCGCGUAGUAUACAUGUAUCUGCUAAACGAGGUCGGCCUGCAUAUUGGGCAGCUUCUGUUCCAUUAUUCUUACGGCGAUUGUUCAGAUUCCCACAAAUGGUGGACUUUGAAUUCGCCCUUUGGCAGAUGUUUUAUUUAUGUAUAGCACCGCGAAGAGUAUAUCGAAAUAUUAUUUAUCAUAAACAGACGAAGAAUCAAUGGGCAAGAGACGAUCCAGCCUUUGUAGUGAUGUUAUCGUUUUUCCUCGGAUUAUCCGCAAUUGCAUGGGGUUUGGUAUUGGGCCAUGGACUAGUUGGAAUUCUAAAGAUGAUGACAUUCAUGGUGUUUAUUGACUUUGUUGUAGUCGGGAUGGUUAUUUCAACGCUGUGCUGGGUAUUUGCCAAUAGAUUUUUAACGCAUAGACACACUAUACAUGCAGUGGAACAAACAGUUGAAUGGCAAUAUGCUUUUGAUGGCGGCCGAACUAAAAAUGGCCAUGAAGACCAUGGAACUAAACCUGAAGUGGUUUUUUACGUUCGGGUGUUUGCUGGUGGUGGGCGUGAUAGUGUGGACAUUGGGAGGGAGAAAAUAACAAUCAUUAUCCGAACUAAAAAUGGCCAUGAAGACUAUGGAACUAAACCUGAAAUGGUUUUUUACGUUCGGGUGUUUGCUGGUGGUGGGCGUGAUAGUGUGGGCAUUGGGAGGGAGAAAAUAACAAUCAAACUGCACCUUCAAGUGGGCGGGUACAUCAGCAGCAUGACAGCAGCGCAGCAGUUCAAUCGCUUCGUGCGUCUUUCACACAUCGACGGAACCGAACGUAAAGUCCCAGGAUAUUCUCAAGAAUAUUAA
Molecule: messenger RNA, 852 nt
Organism: Paraglomus brasilianum
Lineage: Eukaryota; Fungi; Glomeromycota; Glomeromycetes; Paraglomerales; Paraglomeraceae
Source: the annotation of a GenBank genome assembly